Messenger RNA from Candidozyma auris, 855 nucleotides. RefSeq lists its product as uncharacterized. NCBI's taxonomy places the organism in Eukaryota, Fungi, Ascomycota, Pichiomycetes, Serinales, Metschnikowiaceae. The transcript has a single exon. The record is from RefSeq and is a predicted model, not a curated record. The coding region runs from base 1 to 855 and encodes 284 amino acids.
AUGAAAUACCUUGCUCUCGCUUUACUUGCCUCCACUGCCGCUGCUCAGCGGUUUAUGUUCUGGGCUGAAACAUCCAACGACGAGUACAACGGAAAAGGCCUCUAUGCCAACAAGGAGGCUCAUUCGGGAAUCGACUACAUCUUCGUCAGUGACAGAGCUAUUGGUUUAGAGUACGAUGAACGUGACCAGGAGCUCGAAGGCUGGGACCUGGAAAUGGCCAUCAUCGGCAACAGUUUGGUGAUGGCCUCUCGUGGUGAUUAUGACGACGACACGGCCAUUGUCGAUGGCUACCUUAGCCUCAGAACCAAGACUUGGGUGUGCAAAGUAACCCAGGAUCCAAACGGGUACCAGAGAGACAACUUGGUGUACGUUACGGAUGGUCCACCUCAAGAUGACUGUUCGGAGGUUCGCUUCCGUGCUGAGAGAGACGGCACUGGCGGCCCUUCGUCUAGUUCUUCCCCUUCAACUACCCACCCAACUUCUUCCCUCCCUACAUCUGACCACACCUUCACUGUGCCAACGAUUUCGCAUCCUACUGGAUGGAACACCACCAUCACCACCACCACUCUCACUGACAUUACCACUUACUGUCCAACUGAAACCACCAUCACUAUCACCACAUGUGGCCCUCAGACUUGUAACCCUACCACGAUUACAGUUUCUGAGCCAACCACCGUGACGGUUUCUUCAUGCAUUCCUCCUACUUCGCCACCACCACCAGGCACUACUACACCUGGUCCAAGCUCCGUCUUGCCUACUAGUCACUUGCCUACUGUGAGUUCCAUCAACAUUGGUGGUACUGCUGGUGCAUCCUUCCUCGCUGGUAUUGCUGGUUUGGUAGCUAUGCUUGCUUAA